This is a messenger RNA of Rhizopus microsporus ATCC 52813, 424 nucleotides long. RefSeq lists its product as uncharacterized. Lineage: Eukaryota; Fungi; Mucoromycota; Mucoromycetes; Mucorales; Rhizopodaceae. Bases 52 to 285 code for a protein of 77 amino acids. The record is from RefSeq and is a predicted model, not a curated record. The transcript has a single exon.
AAGCAUCCAACGCAACAGCUAUCUAAAAAUCACGCUAUUAGUUGCCUUGAUAUGCAUCGACAUCUGUUCAUGCCUGAAACAAUACGAGAUCCAUUGCCAUUCCUUCUGAAUAUGCUUCCUUUACGCCCUUCGGUUCCCCCAAACCUAGCCCUCACCUGGUCUCAGCAAUGGCCGAUUUUAUGCUCCCUACAACAUGAAUUAGAUCAGCUAUACUAUAAUAAACUGAUCCCUACUAAGCAUUCCCAUGGUCAAAAGCUUCUUGUAUGGUUAAAGCAAUCCAUUUAACUUUUCAUCGAUAACCCUAUUCAUUAAUUUCCGUUUGCAUUUUUUACCCUUGUACCCAUUAGGGAUUUUUUCGCUACCAUUCACUUCCAAACGGAUUGAACGGGUCCGGGUGGAUGUUUAUUUUAUUAUUUUAUUUUUG